AUGGGUGAGAUCCAAGGUCUUGUUGCUGGUUCUGAACUUCUAAAACAUGAUUUAGACCAAACAGUAAUGUGCAUAUGCUUUCUGGGAGCUUCACAACUUAAGAAAAUUCUUCAAUUUCUACAGGAAAUGUCUCAUGCUUGUGGGUUAGGUAGAUAUGCUGAUAAAAGUAGUAGUCCCAAGAAUGAUUUGCAUGAUAUCAGCCAAGGUCCUGAGAUCAGAGAGAAAAUUGUUCUCAAUGGAGAUGCAUCAUGCCUUCUCCUGGAUGAGUCUCUACUGCUAGCACAAUUCACUCCUGGUACAACUCAGGAGUCUGUCUUUGAGGACAUGGUCACCCCAAGUUCUCCCGAUGGAAUUUCAAACAGUAGUGGUGCUUUUCUGUCCUGGCUAUAUUCAAGUCGGUCUAUUGGGGAUCAAUUGUCUACAUGGAUUCGGAACAAAGAAGAUAAAAUAUGCCAACGACAAGAAAUGGUCCGGACACUUGACAAGGAGUUUUAUCAAUUACAUGGUUUGUGUCAAAAGAAGUGCGACCGUUUGGCUUAUGAGGAAGCGCUACAGACAAUUGAGGAUCUUUGUCUUGAAGAAGGUAAGAAGAGGGGGGAUGUGGGCGAAUUUGUGCAACGAAGCUAUGAGUCUGUCUUGAAAAGGCGGAGGGAAGAGAUUGCUGAGAGUGAAAGUGAAAUGGCGUAUACUGGCAAUAGGUUUGAGAUGGAAUGUAUAUCAAAUGUUUUGCAAGAAGCAGAAGCGAUGAAUGUUAAUAAUCAAUAUUGCUGUGAUGAAACUUAUCCUGGCGUGACUUCUCAGAUAUGUAACUUGGAGUCUGGUGAAAAUGAUGAAUGGAGAAUGAAGGACUGCUUGCAUCAAAUGGAUGGCUGUGUAGAAAUUGCUAUUCAGAAACUGAAAGAGCACGCAUCUAUAGAGAUUAGCAAAGCUGAUGCGGAAAUAAUAAGAUGUGUUUUAGAGGUGCAGCAAUUGGAACUCAAGCUUGAACAUGUUUCUGCCAAUGAUUAUCGAGCAAUACUUGUGCCUCUGGUGAAGGUGUACCUAAAGGCACUUUUGGAAGAUUUGGCUGAGAAAUAUGCUAGGGAGAAAUCUGAUGUUGCAGGUGAAGCAUUUUUGGUUGAACUUGCUCUUGAUUCCAAGAAGAUUGGCAAAGGGGGAAAUGAGAGCACGAGACAUGUGGAGAAGACAAAGGAUAAGAAGAAGAAUAAAGAUCACAGAAAAAUAAGAGAUUUGAAGGCCACAAGUGGUUCUAUGCAUCCCUUGCUUCAGUCUACUACUCUUGAUUCUGAUCUAGUAUCACCUGAUAGUGACUUUCAAGAUCAUGAGGUUAUUUCCAUGAAUGAUGUUGAUUUGGAACACCACAAAGAGGAAUUUAGAUGUAAAAUUGAGCUUGAAGAGGAGGAAAAAAAACUUGAAGAAACCUUGGAACUUCAACGGAGGAAAAAAAAACCUUGGAAGAAGCCUUGCAGCAGCUACCCUAACUUCCAUUUCUUUUCUUCUACGACACUACUCCAUCAGGCCGAAUUCUAA
Molecule: messenger RNA, 1530 nt
Organism: Lathyrus sativus (Indian pea)
Lineage: Eukaryota; Viridiplantae; Streptophyta; Magnoliopsida; Fabales; Fabaceae
Source: the annotation of a GenBank genome assembly